This is a messenger RNA of Peromyscus leucopus (white-footed mouse), 2811 nucleotides long. RefSeq names its product thyroid hormone receptor-associated protein 3-like. Gene Ontology annotation, molecular function: transcription coregulator activity; DNA binding. The transcript has a single exon. Lineage: Eukaryota; Metazoa; Chordata; Mammalia; Rodentia; Cricetidae. Gene Ontology annotation, biological process: positive regulation of transcription by RNA polymerase II. The record is from RefSeq and is a predicted model, not a curated record. Gene Ontology annotation, cellular component: mediator complex. Bases 95 to 2254 code for a protein of 719 amino acids.
GGUGAGGUUCGGGCCAGUUGUGCCGUUGCGAGACUGCUGCUGUAGUCGCUUCGGCGGGUCCAGGUGUUACUGAACAGCGACCCUCUCUUCCAAGAUGUCAAAAACAAACAAAUCCAAGUCUGGGUCUCGAUCUUCUCGCUCAAGAUCUGCAUCCAGAUCUCGGUCUCGAUCGUUUUCAAAGUCUCGGUCCAGAAGCCGAUCUGUCUCUCGUUCAAGGAAGCGCAGGCUGAGUUCUAGGUCUCGUUCCAGAUCAUAUUCUCCAGCUCAUAACAGAGAAAGGAAUCACCCCCGAGUGUAUCAGAAUCGAGAUUUCCGAGGCCACAACAGAGGCUACCGGAGGCCCUAUUAUUUCCGUGGGCGAAACAGAGGCUUUUAUCCAUGGGGCCAGUAUAACCGAGGUGGCUAUGGAAACUAUCGGUCCAAUUGGCAGAACUACCGGCAAGCAUACAGCCCUCGUCGGGGCCGUUCCCGAUCCCGGUCCCCAAAGAGAAGAUCCCCUUCACCACGGUCCAGGAGCCAUUCUAGGAACUCUGAUAAGUCAUCCUCUGACAGGUCAAGGCGCUCCUCAUCCUCCCGGUCAUCCUCCAACCACAGCAGGGUUGAAUCGUCUAAGCGCAAGUCUACAAAAGAGAAAAAGUCCUCUUCCAAGGAUAGCAGGCCAUCUCAGGCAGCUGGUGAUAACCAGGGAGAUGAGGCCAAGGAGCAGACAUUUUCUGGAGGUGCCUCUCAAGAUAUAAAAGGGUCUGAGAGCUCAAAGCCAUGGCCAGAUGCCACCACCUAUAGCACUGGUUCUGCAUCACGGGCCUCAGUUUCAGAUCUGAGUCCCCGGGAGAGAAGCCCAGCUCUUAAAAGCCCUCUCCAGUCUGUGGUGGUUAGGCGAAGGUCACCGCGCCCUAGCCCUGUGCCAAAACCUAGUCCUCCACUUUCUAAUACAUCCCAGAUGGGCUCAUCUAUGUCAGGUGGUGCUGGAUAUCAGUCUGGAACACACCAAGGUCAGUUUGACCAUGGCUCUGGGUCUUUGAGUCCAUCUAAAAAGAGCCCUGUGGGUAAGAGUCCUCCAGCCACUGGCUCUGCAUAUGGUUCAUCUCAGAAAGAGGAGAGCGCUGCUUCAGGAGGAGCAGCAUACACAAAAAGACCCAGUGGCUUAUUGGCUCAGGAAAGAAAGCUCAGUCGUGACCUAGUUCAUAGCAAUAAAAAGGAACAGGAAUUUCGUUCCAUUUUCCAGCACAUACAGUCAGCUCAGUCUCAGCGUAGCCCCUCAGAAUUGUUUGCUCAGCACAUAGUGACAAUUGUUCAUCAUGUUAAAGAACAUCACUUUGGAUCCUCUGGAAUGACAUUGCAUGAACGCUUUACUAAAUACCUAAAGAGAGGAAAUGAACAAGAAGCAGCUAAAAAUAAGAAAAGCCCAGAGAUACACAGGAGGAUAGACAUUUCCCCCAGUACAUUCAGAAAACAUGGUUUGACUCACGAGGAAAUGAAAAGUCCCCGGGAAGCUGGCUACAAGGCUGAAGGCAAAUACAAAGAUGAUCCUGUUGAUCUCCGCCUUGAUAUUGAGCGCCGUAAAAAACAUAAGGAGAGAGAUCUUAAGCGAGGUAAAUCAAGAGAGUCGGUGGAUUCCCGAGACUCUAGCCACUCAAGAGAAAGAUCGACUGAGAAAACAGAGAAAACUCACAAAGGAUCAAAGAAACAGAAGAAGCACCGCAGAGCAAGAGACCGGUCUAGGUCCUCUUCUUCCUCUUCCCAGUCGUCUCACUCCUACAAAGCAGAAGAGUACCCCGAGGAAGCUGAGGAGAGGGAGGAGAGCACCACAGGUUUUGACAAAUCCAGACUGGGGACCAAAGACUUCGUGGGUCCAAAUGAAAGAGGCGGCAGAGCUCGGGGAACCUUUCAAUUUCGAGCAAGAGGGAGAGGUUGGGGCAGAGGAAACUAUUCUGGUAACAAUAACAACAACAGCAACAAUGAUUUUCAAAAGAGAAACCGGGAAGAGGAAUGGGAUCCAGAGUACACACCCAAAAGCAAGAAGUAUUACUUGCAUGACGACCGGGAAGGUGAAGGCAGUGACAAGUGGGUGAGCCGUGGCCGUGGCCGAGGAGCCUUCCCCCGGGGUCGGGGUCGGUUCAUGUUCCGGAAAUCCAGUACCAGCCCCAAGUGGGCCCACGACAAGUUCAGUGGGGAGGAAGGAGAGAUUGAAGAUGACGAGAGCGGGACAGAGAACAGAGAAGAGAAGGACAGCUUACAGCCCACAGCUGAGUAGGGCCACUCUCGAGGGAGCCCUUCCCCGGGGAGAAAGGCGCUGGGAGAGGCUGGUGGAGUGAACAGGGAGCCUCCAGAAGAUCCUGCAAACCCACCCCACACCCACCAGCCACACAGAACCCUACGACAGCAGAGUACACAUCCCUGGUGUUGUCCCAAUGGACAGAGGAUACUGGCCACAGCCUAGGAUCAGGCCCAUGUUUUGAGUGACCCACAAUAGAGUGGGCUCCUGCCGUUUCUUGUUUGUUGUUGGUGUGUGGGGUGGGGGCAGGGUAGGGAGAAUGAUGCUGAUGCUUGGAUUUGGGUUUUUUUGUUUUGUUUUUUCCCUAUUAGAAACCAAGUUUUCUUAAUUUCAUUUCAUUUGGAGCUAAGAGGAUGAACUUGGUUUUCAGUCUUUUCCUGUCCUGAUUUUUAAAAAUCCUUUAUAUUUUUUUCUUUCCUUUUUUUUUUUCUUUCUUUUUAAGGCAUAUGUAGUGAUAUUAGCAGAAAGAUUUAAUUUGGGCAACUUUGAUUCUUAAGAGAAAACAAAGCAUGUGAAUAAACAUUGAAGUGUUUGCC